This is a messenger RNA of Cavia porcellus (domestic guinea pig), 3324 nucleotides long. RefSeq names its product twinkle mtDNA helicase (gene Twnk). The record is from RefSeq and is a predicted model, not a curated record. Bases 547 to 2559 code for a protein of 670 amino acids. NCBI's taxonomy places the organism in Eukaryota, Metazoa, Chordata, Mammalia, Rodentia, Caviidae. Gene Ontology annotation, cellular component: mitochondrion. Gene Ontology annotation, biological process: mitochondrial DNA replication. The transcript is spliced from 5 exons. Gene Ontology annotation, molecular function: single-stranded DNA binding; 5'-3' DNA helicase activity; ATP binding.
UUUGCUAGCCAAGGACCGAGGAGGCGGUGGCGGCUCCAGGUCUCGGCAGGAGCGGCCCGAGAGGACAGGGGCGCCUCAGGCUCGAGGCGGCAGGGUUCCAGGCAGGCGAGGGCGCAGCGAGCGGACACCCUGGCGGGGCUGGUGGGGAUCCUAGGGAGGCGGGAGCGGGGAGAUGACCCGCGGGACCCGUGUCGUGUUACUGCUGGAGCACUGGGGUUGAGCGGGGGAGAGCGGCUGACUGUAAGGGAGUCCUCGCAGAGCGACAGAAAUGUGAAAGGGUCGCUUGGAUGAACAGAGACGUAAAGCAGCAGUGUCGAAGGGCUGAGGAGGGUUGGUUGGCUUUUCCUUGAGACGGGGUGUUUGAAUGCAUCGAUGUGUACAGUUUUCCCGCGCAGGUCCUUGAGUCGGGGGAAUCGUGGGCGAGCACUGGCGCGCCCGGCGGAAACAGGUUGAAACUCUGGAGCUUUGUGUGGAGGAUUUCUAGGGAUUUCUGGCUUAGUAAGGGCCCCUAAAUUAGCCCAGAGGUGACUUCCUGCUGCUUCAGGAAUGUGGAGCCUUCUCCGAGGCGGGUACCCUUCCCGGGUCUUGCUGCAGCUGCGAGGGGAGUGGAUGGGCCGCAGGGGCCUGCCCCGAAGCUUAGCCCCAGGCCCUCCGCGGAGACGGUACCGGAAGGAGGUUCUCUCGGCCUUGGAGGCCACGGUGUUGCCUGUAACGACAGCCGAAAUUCGCCAGUAUCUGCGGACACGCGGGAUCCCCUUCCAGGAUGGCCACAGCUGCCUAAGGGCCCCGAGCCCCUUUGUGGAGUCCUCACAGGGCAAGGAUCUCACCAGAACUAGCACAUCUUUCAGCCUCUUCAUUGACAAGACCACAGGCCGCUUUCUCUGCAUGACCAGCCUAGCAGAGGGGAGCUGGGAAGACUUUCAGGCCAGUGUGGAGGGGCGAGGGGAUGGAGUAAAAGAGGGAGUCCUGCUUAGUGAGGCUCCAGAAACUGAGGGCAGCGAGGAGAUCCGGAGGAUUUGGGACAGAGCGGUACCUCUCUGGGAGCUGCCUGAUGCAGAGGAGGCCCAGCUGGCUCGAGUAAUGUUUAGCCUAACCAGAGUGACAGAUGACACCCUGAAGCGGUUCAGCGUGCAGUACCUGCGGCCUGCCCGCAGCCUUGUCUUCCCCUGGUUCUCCUCUCAGGGCUCAGGAUUACGAGGCCUGAAGCUGCUAGGAGCUGAAGGCCAGGGGGAUGUUGUGCACUAUGUGGAGACCACCAUUCCCCGCCCUGGUGCCUACCACAACCUGUUUGGGUUACCACUGAUUAGCCGGCGAGAUGUCGAGGUGGUCUUGACCAGUCGUGAGCUGGACAGCCUGGCCUUAAGCCAGGCCACAGGGCUUCCCACUCUUGCCCUGCCCCGAGGAACGCUCUCCUUACCCCCUGCCUUGCUCCCAUACCUUGAACAGUUCCGCCGUAUUAUAUUAUGGCUAGGCGAUGACCUCCGGUCUUGGGAAGCUGCCAAGUUGUUUGCCCGAAAACUGAACCCCAAACGAUGCUUCUUGGUGCGCCCUGGAGACCAACAACCUCGUCCCCUGGAGGCCCUGAACCAAGGCUUGAAUCUGUCACGUAUUCUUCGUACUGCCCUGCCUGCCUGGCACAAGUCAAUUGUGUCUUUCCGGCAGCUCCGGGAAGAGGUGCUAGGAGAACUCUCAAAUGUGGAGCAAGCAGCUGGCAUCCGCUGGAGCCGCUUCCCAGACCUCAAUCGUCUCUUGAAGGGGCAUCGGAAAGGCGAGCUGACAGUCUUUACAGGGCCGACAGGCAGUGGGAAGACGACAUUUAUCAGCGAGUAUGCCCUGGAUUUAUGUACCCAGGGCGUGAACACACUGUGGGGUAGCUUUGAGAUCAGCAAUGUGAGACUAGCCCGGGUCAUGCUGACCCAGUUUGCUGUGGGGAGGCUAGAAGAGCAACUGGACAAAUAUGAUGAGUGGGCUGACCGGUUUGAGGACCUUCCCCUCUAUUUCAUGACUUUCCACGGGCAGCAGAGCAUCAGGUCUGUAAUAGACACAAUGCACCAUGCUGUCUACGUCUAUGAUGUUUGCCAUGUGGUCAUUGACAACUUGCAGUUCAUGAUGGGUCACGAGCAACUGUCCACAGACAGGAUUGCAGCUCAAGACUACAUUGUUGGGGCCUUUCGGAAGUUUGCAACAGACAGUAACUGCCAUGUGACCCUGGUCAUUCACCCCCGGAAGGAGGAUGAUGACAAGGAACUGCAGACAGCAUCCAUUUUUGGCUCAGCUAAGGCAAGCCAAGAAGCAGACAAUGUCCUGAUCCUGCAGGACAGGAAGCUGGUAACUGGGCCAGGGAAACGGUAUCUGCAGGUGUCCAAGAACCGCUUUGAUGGAGACAUAGGUGUCUUUCCACUUGAGUUCAAUAAGAGCUCCCUCACUUUCUCCAUCCCACCAAAGAACAAGGCUCGGCUCAAGAAGAUCAAGGAUGACAAUGGACUAGUGGUCAAAAAGUCCUCUUCUCGCAAAAAGGGGGCUGUGCCCCAGAACUCUGAGACCUGCUCAGACCUUUGAGCCCAUCCCUUACUAGCCAGGCAACUCUAAGCCUACAAGGUACAAGCAGUCCAGAGCUGACCCCUGGAAUGUGCUUCAUGGAACAGGCUGGAACGUGGACUCUUUCUUGUCAUCUCUGCCAAAAUUCUAAGCAGUGGCUCCUUCUCAAACUGGGGCAAGGCUCCAUAGGAAAAUCAGCCUAGCAGCUGUUUAAGGACUUUAUGAUGUGAUCAGAUUUGUCCAAGGUCCUGUAUGUGCAGCACUGGAAAGACACACAAAACUGAAAAGUCUGUAAGGAAAACACACGUGGUACAGUGUGCAUGGGCUGUUUUAGGUCUAAAGAACAGCAGGAGUGUGAGUUGGGGCCUCAGGCACUGGAGUAGAAGGUUCUGUCGGUGUCUGGAGAAGGGGAUGUGGCCCAGAGCGGGGAUGAGCACAGCAGAUUCAAGGCUCUGGGUGGGUCAAGGGUGCUCUGGCACCCUGAGCCCAGAGUGUAACCAGUCACUUUGGUAUGAGUCCAGCCAUUAGGCUUUUGGUGACAUGAGUAUGGGGCAUCUCUGCUGUCCACUGGAGAGCCAGGCACAAGGUGGUAGCUGCUAGAAUUGGAUUCUGAGUACUUAGCCAGUAACGUCAGGCCUCUGUUGGAAGUGUCCUCCCAUUGGGUGCUUAGCUAUAGAGCCAUGGAGGAUGCUGGAGCCCUGCCUGUGGACACUGGUCCAUUGCCUCAAGGAGCUAGAGGUAGGAUUUGUAGACUUGCAGUUUUCAUGAAAAAGUUUUUCCAUUGCC